Molecule: messenger RNA, 4272 nt
Organism: Alternaria postmessia
Lineage: Eukaryota; Fungi; Ascomycota; Dothideomycetes; Pleosporales; Pleosporaceae
Exons: 2
Coding region: 1-4272 (1423 amino acids)
Biological process (GO): protein transport
Source: RefSeq, a predicted model, not a curated record
AUGGCCGCCCAGGCCAACGGAAGGGCGAAGAAGUCCAAGCAGAAUGGCAGUCUGAACGGCUCCGCCAAUGGCACUGCCAACGGCCACACAGACAAGACGCAGCUCACCUCGCGGUCGGCUCGGCCACGAAAGCCCCGACGAGGCAUCGUGGGAGCUUUCACAAGCAUGAUUGCGAGACUAUCCACGUGGUAUCUCAUCAUCACCUUCCUGUUCCGGUGUCCCAAUUCGCUCCACCAGCUCAACCACGACUCCCCGCGUGUCUGCAAACCCUACCUGCAGACCAGGGCCUACGCAGCGCCCUAUCUCGACCCAUACUACGAGACGUACGUCGCCCCGCACAUCGAAAAGGUCAAGCCCUACACCACACCAAUUACAACAUUCGCCCAGGACAACUACGCUACAUACGGUGCACACAGGGUUGAGCAUGCCAGGAAAUACGCAGAGACCCAGUAUGAGAAGUCCAUCCGGCCCCAGCUAGAGAAUGCCCAAAAGCAAGUCAAGGGACAGUACGACGUGUAUCUGGGCCCUCACGUCAAGAAGGCGACUGAUGCUGCUGCUCCAUACUACAACGACCUCAAGACUAGCUCCGAAGAGAUCUACGUUCACACCCUGCUACCAGCCUAUGAGCAAUCCAAACCGUACCUCCAACAGGGUCACGCUUAUGGUCACCACGUCCUCGUCGACAUCGUCUACCCCCACGUCCAUACCGCAAAGGAUGCUACCUGGGCCUUCGUUCUUCGCACCGUUUGGCCCCAACUGCGCGUCCUAUACGGAGACAACGUCGAGCCUCAGCUGGUCCGCAUCUCUGAACGCCUAGGCCGCUACAGGGACCAACAGAAGAUCGAGUCUGUAGUCUCUGCGGUUGAUGCGGAGACAGUUCUUCCCACUGAGUCUAUCAAAGAUACUCCUACCAUCGCCAGCUCCUCCGCCUCUAUUGUCCCUCCCAGCUCCACUGAAGGGUCUGGCUGGGGUGUCCUCGACGAGUUCUUUGGCAGCGAAUCAGCCAACACCGCCUCUGGUGAGCUUGAAGCAACCUCCGUGAAGCCCUCUGAGCCUAAGCUCACUGGCGCUGAACUGCAAGAAAAGCUCAACCAGGAUCUCCGCGACUGGCAGACUAAGUUCGCCACAGCGGCAGACAAGGGUUCUGAAGACCUCGAGGUACGCGUAGCAGAAAUUACAAAGCGACAAAUUGACAACGCUGUCCAUGGACAUGGAAAGGCUUUGGUUGUCAAGCUAGAGGAGACUGCCGACUCCACUAUCGCUAAGCUGAAGAGCUACAUCAAGAAGACUGUUGAGUCUCUUCCGGAAGACGCUACAGAUGCCGAUUUAGAGGCUGCAUACGAAGAAUGCGGCACCAAAACUCGCGAGUUCGGUCUCACGGUCAAGGAGCGCGCCCAGGACAUUCGUGUGUGGAAGGCAUCAUACGACCAGGAGACUGAUUCCCUGGUACAAGCUGCUGUCAGGAGCACUGUCGAAGUACUCGAGAAGAUCCACAGCCUUGGUCUUCAAGAAGUAGGCAUGCGAUGGGCAUGGACUGAUGGUGUUACCUACAAGGACUGGCAGAACUACCACAAGCUGAGGAACACGCUCAACGAGUGGCAGGCCGAAGUCGAAACCGUUGGCUCAAGACACGAAGGUCUUCGCCUUGCCCACGAGGAGUCCAAGAAGCUCGAAGACAAGGCCAUGGCCAUUGCGUCGGAUAUGGUUGCCGAACUGGUACGCUUGAAAGACGUUUCCAAGUCCAAGAUCUGGGCCGGUGACGCUAGCGACGACUUCUCUGACAAAGUCUUCGCCCCUCGUGUCCGCAAGGCUGCCCAGCAAGUUAUGGACAGCGUCGAAGGAGCAUCUUCUCAGGUUGCUGAAGCAAUCCAAGGCAGUUCGACACCACUUUCAGAGAGCAUUGCAUCAUCUGCUAAGAGUGUAUACUCUGAGGCCUCUUCAAAAGCAUCCGAAGCUGUUCAGGGUAGCUCAACCCCCCUUGGUGAAAGCAUAGCCUCAUCUGUCAAGGACGCAGCAUCCAAAGCCUCAUCGCAGGUCUCUGAGGCUGUUUCGGGCAGCUCUACCCCACUCACCGAGAGCAUUGCAUCAUCUGUUCAGGAUGCUGCGUCGAAGAUUUCCUCUCAAGCGUCCGAAGCCGUUCAGGGUACACCCUCAUCUGAGAGCUUGCUGUCCCAAGCCUCCUCCAAAGCAUCCGAAGUGAUUGACGACACCGCUUCCAAAGCUUCUGCAGCCUACGAAUCGCCUAAGAAGGUGUGGGGCGGAGCUAAUGCGCAAAUCAUCGCAGAAGCAAGAGAAGUCGUCCUCGAUCAACCUCUGGAUGACGACGAGGACGACACGUACUCUGACAAGUUGCAGAGCGCGGUCGCCGAUGCUGGAGAUCGCGCGGCUGAAAUCAGCCGAGCGGUCAGCGAAGCAUUACUGAGUGCUACCAAGACCCAAGGUACUGUCGAAUCCGCUUCGUCAGUCGCGAGUGAGCAGUACGCAAAGGCCCUCGCCGCGGCUUCAAGUGCACUAUACGGUACCGAGCAACCAGCCGUUGAGAGCGCCACUAGCGUUGUAGCCGACAAAUAUGCUCAGGCUGUGACUGCGGCAUCAUACGCGAUCUAUGGCACCCCAACACCCACGGCGAUAAUCAAGACCGUUCAGAUUGAGGCAAGCUCGCGCUACAACGACGCCGUCAGCGCGGCAAGCAAACAGUUGGAGAACGCGAAAGCUCAGCUAUCCCUCUUGGUCUCUGGAGAGCCCCAGCCAGCCCACCAAACCAUGCUUUCUUACUUCGAGAAAGCCUACUCCGAUUCUCUCGCAGUCGCCAGCGAGCGACUGUCCAACGCUAUGCAGUACACUGAAUCUGUGAAGAGCUAUGCCGCUGGCCCUACUCAGGGUUACUUUGAAUCGGUCUCUUCCAUCGCAUCCUCUCGCCUCUCUGAAGGCCUCAGCCAGGCUUCCGCUCAGUUUGCACCUCAGUCCACCGGUGUUGCUGAUAGCGCUCGUCGACAGUACUAUGAAGCUAUUGGUCUAGCCCACGCUCGGUACUCUGAAUUUGUCGGCGCUGCCUCGAGCGCUGCAUACGGUCCUCAACAAGGAACCGUUGAAUCUUUGGCUUCGGUUGCCUCCGCAUCGGCAGCUUCUGCAGCGUCUGCAGUAUCUGGUUCCGCUGAGUCUGCGGCUUCCUACGUUUCUGGUUCAGCACAAUCGGCCGUUUCGAACGCCCAGGCUGCUGCUGAGUCGGCCGCUUCCCAAAUCAGCUCUGGUGUCGUCGGCUCUGAAACCCCUUGGACUGAGUCGGUAGCCUCCCAAGCCAGUCAAAACUGGGAGGCACUCAUUGCCCAGGCGAGCAGUCAAGUCUACGGGCAGCCUACGCCAUGGGCAGAGUCUGUAUACUCUCAGGCUGGUGCGUACGGUGCUCAGGCUACCGCUGCCGCCGCUUCACAGUAUGCUGAGGUUCAGGCUCUUAUCUCGGAGCUUGUCAUCGGCAAGGAGCCUGACUUCACUGAGAGUGUCAUGAGCCGUUUCGCGUCCGCAUACUCCACUGGUCUGCCCGCAGCCAUGGCCUCCGCACAAUCAUAUGCAAGCGAAGGUAUCAACGCUGCUAGCUCGUAUGCUGGUGAUGGUUAUGAGGCCGUCACUGAGGCUGCUGCUGACGCGUACGCUUCUGCCUCAUCAGUCGUCAGUGCCGUUUUUACACCACCGGCCAUGAUUGAAGACGUUCUGAGCCAAGCUAGCGCUUCUUUGGAUCUUGCCGUCGAGAGUGCUUCCAUCGCUCUUUACGGAACGCCCAAGGGUGCCGCAGAGCAGGCCAGCGAGUCGGUUGCGAGCGCCUACUCAUCUAUCCAAUCUCAGGUGAGCGAGAAGUUCUACGGUACACAAUCAGCCCAAGAUAGCUUUUCAUCAGCCGCCGUAUCUGCCCAAGCUGCCAUCAGCGCAGCUAUCUUCGGUACACCUACCGCAGCGGACUACGUCGCCUCAGCUACAAGCGGUGCUGGUGGUGUGUACAGCUCCAUCUCCUCUGCGGCCAGCGCCAACGCCGAGUAUGUCGCGUCUGCCGUUAGUGAAAACGCAUCGUACAUAUCCUCAGCAGCCAGCUCCGCAGUCUAUGGACCAGAACAAGGAGCUAUGGAGUCUGCAAACAGCCGCAUUGCCGACGCCGUGGCCGCCGCCAACAGCCGUAUUGCCUCCAUGUACGCAGCCGCUUCCGGUAGUGCCGAGGAGGCUGCCAGCAGCAUUUCCAGCGCCGCUACUCAGGCCACCCAAGCGGUGAAGGAUGAGUUGUAG